CUUACCAGUUUGCCAGUUUCUCUAGCUUCUUCUACCGCCGGUCAAUCCAAGUCUAGUUUUAUGCUGAAAGCGGCAUGUUCGAUAAGUGCUUCUUUAAAGGCAUUGUUUGUUUCGGUUCGUGCUAGGUAGUACAUGGACAUUUAAUGUCACAUUUUUCAGGUCGCGUCGAUCUACUUUUACCGCCGGAGUUCAUCAACUACUCGAGAGGAUGGCAGCCUGUCCAAAUGAAAGCCCGCUUUCGAGCUACGUUCUGCGGGUCAAGCGAAUGGAGCCGAACCUUCCGGACCCCGCCGCUCUUGAGCGAGAGCUGCUGUCGCUCCGCACCGCCUUCAGCAAGACCAGGUUUCAGCUUCCCUUGCAGUGCACCGAGACCCCUACGAGGGCAUGCUGCCUCUUUGAGCGCCUAGAUGCACUGAACGAGAUGCUCUGGUUUAUCGGUUUCGAAGUGACCGAGGUAUCACCUGGGAGGAUUACCAUUGGCCACCAGCAGGAUGUAACUGUUACGGGCAAAAACUGUGACAAGGAUCCCAUUGAAUACGGAGCCAUCAUGUUGCACUGUCUCCUUGCCAAGCACCGGUGUGUCAGAGGUGUUGAGCUUGUGCUUCCGACUGUGCGCCAAAGUACCUUCCUGCUUCUUUUCUGUGAAGCCCUGCGCUCAAACGAGACGUUGACGUGCUUGCGGCUUAGUCAGUGCGACCUACGUACCAGGAUCACUGCCUGCGCCAUAUUCGUCAUCUGCCGCCUCCUGGGGACGCAGCUGCGCGAGCUGACGCUGGAUUCCCUGCAGCUAGUUGGUGACGUGUGGGCAUCGCUAGAGGUCCUCAGGGACGGAUUGGCCGCAACUCAAACACUCAAGAUGCUCAAAGUCGUGGACGUUCAUGUUACUGGAACGGGUGCAGGGGCGGCCGGGGGUUCGGCCAGCAUCGCUGCCAUAAUCUUGGAUGGUCUGGCUGGCAACACGAGCGUGUGCAGCCUUGCCAUCGACAGCUGGUUUACCAUGCAUGACAACGAGGAGGCAUUCCAGCGGCUGCUGGCUGAUUCGACGUCCUUGAUUGAGCUCAGUGUGACUUGUGCGAGGCGUUGCCACGAGGCGAGCGCUGUCUUCGACGCACUGGCCGCCAAUUCCAGCAUCACUGACCUCAUUGUUGAAGGCUUCCACCUGGGUCAGCCUGACGGAGAGUCAUUUGCUGAACUGCUUGCCAGGAACAAGGCCUUGAAGGAGGUCUCCUUCACGGAUUGCUCGUGGGAUCUCUGGGAACGUAACGAGCAGGGUGAAAAGGUGCGCCUGCAGUGGCAGGUGGACUGCCUGGUCGAGGCUCUCAAAUGUACCACAUCGCUGCACUCCCUGGAUGUGGACUGCAACCUGACGCUGCGCGAGGUCCGCCUACUGCUGGAAGCAGCUCGCGACUGUGCAUCAGUGAAGGAGUUGCACAUUGCCUCGCUGCGCCUCACAAACUUGGAACCGUUUUGCCAGGCACUGGAAGAGACGGGCAUGGCCCACAAGGUGAAGGUCAGGAGCUGCACUUCGUCGGCCCAGUUUCUCGUUCCUCUGGUAAUCGGUAUGGAGAAAGCACCGCCGGCUGUCGGGCAGCUUCGACUUAACUGUGUCGACAACAAAUCCCUGCACGAUGCGUGCUGGGCCCUGUCAAACGAUUCGAGCCAGCACGUCACCUCUCUGCACCUGCACAGCACUACGCUGUGUGUGGAAUCUGACGCAGCCCAGGAGCUUGGCUCCUACUUGGCCACAACGCAGUGCCUGCGGGAGCUGGACCUGAAGCUGCCAAAGCUGGCCCCCUGGUCACACUUGGUUGUUGCUGGCCUGGCCCAGAACAGCAGCAUCCAGAAACUGAAGAUCAAAGGUAUCUUUACAAGUGCAGAUGUCGGGGUGCUGUGUGAUUGGCUGACUGAGAGCCAGCAUGUGCACAACCUUGAGUUCUGGUCAACCAGCACAAUCGCUGGACUGCUGGUCGACACACUGGCUGAGUCGCUGGAAGAAAGCUACACAUUGACACAGAUCAAAGUCGUCGAGUGCUGGAAGAACAAGUUGCCGUGGCAACGUCUGAAGAGUCUGGUCAGGCGCAAUGCAGGCCUGGUGCAGUGUGCAGCUGGAUUUUCCUUGGGCUCAGAACUGACGCGAGCUGCCCUGGGCUAUGAGCUGGUUGCACCGUGGCACCCACAGCUGCUAGGAGCCAUUCAACGCAUGGGGUCCCUGACUCAGGCUGAGGCCGAGAAGCGCAUCAAGAGUGCUGCCAGACGCAUUCAUUCCAAGUUCUGGCAGCUUGCUGGCAUCGUGUACGAAGAACUGGUCUGCUACGAGGUGCCGUCCAACGGAUGUGGUGAUGGAUCAACAGGACGACCACUGCAGCUUGACCAGCUCCCCAGCCGAAUCUUGGAGCACAUCUGCUCCUACCUCAAGGUCAGCGAUGUGUUGGUCACCAGAAAUGCGACGAGAGGACACUAACAAACCAUGUAAUGUCUGGGUAAAGCUUGUUACGGUUUCUUGUGCUCUGAGCCCAUGAUAAUCACUAGAGCUUUUAAUACUUAACACUUGCAAGGUCACCAACCAUUUCUCUAGCCAUACUGCGCAGAAAUGUUGUAAGCAACUGGCACAGUGCCGUCUCCAAGUCUUGUCAAGUGCCUUUACCUACCUCAUCUUGUCAAGUGCCUUUACCCACCUCUGCAUUUGUGUUCGCCAAAUAUCUGUGUUCCUGUGUUAGCAGUGUAAGUAGUGGCUGUUUACAAAGUCUGUAAAGUAGUCUAGCUUUUCGUAGCUCACUUGCACUCGUGAACUCCAUUUUUUUCGUUAAUGUGACCUUGUUACUCACGAAUACCAAAUAAUGUAUGGCCAACAUAAGGAUUGUGCCUUUGUUUCCAGAACAGUGAGUAAUAAGAACUUGUGAUGUUUUUCUUUUAAUGUUUCAAAUACUGGUUCUUUCUGUUUAAACUGUGUUGAAGUGCUCACUGUAAAAGAUUUUAAGCACAGCAUUUAAGUCUACACUAGGCUUCUGCGAAUAUUCAAAUGCUUCAGUUAUUCAAAUAAAUAGUUGAGUAUUUGAA
Rhipicephalus microplus (southern cattle tick) is the source of this 3057-nucleotide messenger RNA. RefSeq lists its product as uncharacterized. Gene Ontology annotation, molecular function: protein binding. The record is from RefSeq and is a predicted model, not a curated record. Lineage: Eukaryota; Metazoa; Arthropoda; Arachnida; Ixodida; Ixodidae.